AUGGAUGUCUUCAAUGCCUUCUUGCAAGGAGAUUUGCAUGAUGAAGUGUACAUGUCACUGCCUGAAGGUUUUGCAAGCCAGAGGGAGCCUAAAGGCAUGAGGAAAUACGCACUUGAACUCAUUACAGAGCUAGGACUAAGUGCAUCUAAACCUGCUUGGACACCACUUGAAUUCAAUCAGAAGCUGACAAAUAAAGAGCUGGAUAUUGCCUUUGCAGUGCAAACGCUUAGUCAAUUUAUGAAAAAUCCCAAGAGAUCACAGUGGGAAGCAGCUCUAAGGAUUGUCAGCAAGAAGGAAAAUAGCCUAAUAGCAUACUGUGAUACUGAUUGGGCAUCAUGCCCAAACACUAUAAGGUCAGUAACAGGCUUCAUCAUCAAGCAUGAAGAUUCACUUAUUUCUUGGAAGUCAAAGAAACAGAACACAAUUUCUAAAAGUUCUGCAGAAGCAAAGUAUAAAAGCGUGGCUUUAACAAUCACAGAACUUGUACGGGUGACAAGGCUGUUCAAAGAGUUGGGAAUAGAGAUAAAAAAGCCA
Nicotiana tabacum (common tobacco) is the source of this 534-nucleotide messenger RNA. The record is from RefSeq and is a predicted model, not a curated record. NCBI's taxonomy places the organism in Eukaryota, Viridiplantae, Streptophyta, Magnoliopsida, Solanales, Solanaceae.